This is a messenger RNA of Cydia pomonella (codling moth), 7315 nucleotides long. Its product is annotated as nucleolar protein 4. The record is from RefSeq and is a predicted model, not a curated record. NCBI's taxonomy places the organism in Eukaryota, Metazoa, Arthropoda, Insecta, Lepidoptera, Tortricidae. The transcript has 14 exons. The coding region runs from base 252 to 3263 and encodes 1003 amino acids.
CGAGGGUCCUUUUAGGUCGGCGCGAAUUUCGUACUCAAAAGUUACCGUCCGCAAAGUUGAACGCACGCGACGCAACUUGGAGAGUUCUCAACUUCGCUCACAACAUCCGCGAUCCCGGGAGGUUUAGGCAAAAGUUCCGCGGGAACAAAAGAGUGCCGGGCCCGAACAAUAAAAGUGAAUCCUUGUUUCCAGGACUAAUUAAAAAUAACUACUUACUGAAAUGUUCACGGACUAAGUGCGAGUCAAACAAAAUGGCUGCUGCCAUGAUUGCUGAUCGAGGACUUCGUAAAAAAUUGACACAGGAAGCUAUUCCUGUAAAAACUCCUAAAAAGCCGUCAAAGCGCAAAUCGACCGCUAGCGGCUCCAGAAAUGACAAAAAGAACGAGCAAAAUAACAACAAACGCCCGAAAAUUCAAACCGGAGACCCUAAACUGGAUUUAUUUUCGACUUAUCAACCUUGGGUCAUCCAAACUUAUGGGGAUUUGGCAAAAACCAAGACUAUAACUCUCAAAAAGUACGCCAGGAUCCUUCGUACGCUUCGCGGGGAGGAGUGUAACAGUUCGGACAGUUCAAAGUUUCGUUUUUGGGUGAAAGCGAAGGGUUUCCACGUGGGGAAGCCGCCGGGGUACGAGGCGAAGCCGGCCGACGGCAUCGUGUGCCGCUACAGCGUGCAGGACGCGGAGGGCUGCGCAAAGAACCCCGAGGGGAAGGAGAUCUACACCGGCUCACAGAACGACCCGCCGCUUUACAUCCCUACGCCACCAUUAAAGAACGCGCCGAACCAGGAGCCAGUGUAUAGAAAAGUCGCGAUAGUAGAAAACUUCUUCGAUAUCAUCUACACCGUGCAUGUGGAGCUUGAAGGUCGACCAGGCAAGCAUGCUGGCCAGAAACGUACAUACAGAACUAUAACGGAGACGUACGCGUUCCUACCCCGGGAGGCAGUCACGCGCUUCCUCACCGGAUGCGCUGAAUGCGCACGGCGCCCGCGCAGCGCCUCCCCACCACCCCUCCCCACUCCCUCUCCCUCCCCCACACGGCACCCCACAUACCUACCCUUCCUACCUCACUGCCCCACCGAUUACACCAGAAACUGGGAAUCAGAAAUAGACGCGGCACACUCCAACUACCCCUACGAACCCAAAUUCGACUACACCGAACUCCAGCCUCUUAAAAAAGUAGAAAGCCCAAAAGCGACAGACUCUGAAGACCAGGAACCUACGUAUAUAGAGUUGACAUCAAAGAAAGUCAACGGUUUUGACUCAAAUCCCUUAUUCAGCAGAAGUUCGCCCGUCGAACCGCCGUUUAGAGAAGAAGAACCCGUCAGAACCGACCCGGAGAUCGACAAAGAUGAGAACAGCCUGAUCGACGUAGAAGAUGUCAAAAGUGACAGCCCUGUCCCUAGUGUCAUUCCGAAAGACGAAGAUUGUGACAAAGAUAAAGAAAUCGUAAGAGUUAAAGAAGAAAAGACUGAUGAUAAGAAACAGAAGAAGUAUAAUCCGUUGGACGUCGCUAACUUAACGUCUAAAGACCCUCCAAAGUCGGCAUCUCCGCCUAGAAAGAAGUUGUUGCCUUCGAGUUUAGAGUAUUCCAAUUCGUUCGGACGGUUUCCAAAGCCGUGGCGGCCAGACGGAGGGGUAUACUUCGGCGGGGAGGAGGUGGAUUACAGCGUGCCCAUAACGACAGCGUAUCUCAAGCAUAUGCGGAGUAUGGCGUAUCAAGAACGACUGGACAUGGAAAAUAAGGAUAAUUUAACACCGGAGCCUGCAGACAUGAACGAUGAUGAUAACUUCUCAAGUCAGGCCUUCGCGAAAGACGCAGAGAAGUUGAAAAUGAUGUUGCUAGCAUGGAAUUACCACAGCCAGACACAAGGCCGCAACGGCGACAUCACCGAGAGCGGGGCCGACAGCAUGGCCGACCUGUGGGCCUCGUACCAUAGCGCGCUGGGCCUCGGCAGCAAGCCGCCCAAGCCGCCCACACCCCUGGCCACUGGCCAUUCGAGUCCCAUCCAUGUCGGUUCAGCGACGCCGGUGGAACCCGCGUCCACACACGACGAGACCUCGUCGUCGGACCGCACGAAGGACGACGACGACGCCGGUGCGUCCGACGACGACAGCGACGACCGCGUCGAUCCGCAGCACCAUGACCCGGAGCGGCUUAAAGCUUUCAAUAUGUUCGUCCGCCUCUUCGUCGACGAAAACUUGGACAGGAUAGUCCCCAUCUCAAAGCAGCCAAAAGAGAAAAUCCAGGCCAUCAUCGACUCCUGCACCCGGCAGUUCCCGGAGUUCGCCGAGCGCGCCCGCAAGCGCAUCCGGACGUAUCUGAAGAGUUGCCGGCGGAACAAGAAGGUGCGCGGAGACGGGCCGACCACGGGCAACGGAGGCAGCGCCACGGGGACCACCAACGCUUGGGACACUGCGGUGCGGCCGACGCCCGCGCACCUGACGUCGGUGCAGGCCGAGCACAUCCUGGCGCAGGCGUGCGAGAACGAGAGCCUCAACGCCAAGCGCAUGCGGCUCGGCCUCGACCCCGUCAGCCAGCCCAUGCCCACUGUGCCCACGCCUAUGGCCAUAGACACGACAGCAACCUCAGCCGUGGCGUCCUCGUUCCUGAGCCUGUACAGCAUCAACUCCUCCGCGCCCGCCACCUCCACCUCCAACACCACGUCCUCCUCGCACAGCAAGGCCGCCGCCGACACCACGAGACCCUCCGUCAGCCCCACGCUCGAGAACCCACUGCUGAAUAAUAAUAGUCUCAAGCUGGAUAACGCUAAUGGGAAUGCUGGCAGUAAGACUGCUAGUCCCGCUUCGUCUCCGGCUCCGCUGUUCAGACCGUCUUUCCCGUCCACGUUCGGGACACCGCAGACUUUUGGGCGUCAGAGCACCAACACAAAUCCGGCCACAGCUUUGUCGAGCAGCGCCCUGUUGUCCACGUUAUCAGCAUUGCCUCCAUCAGGUGUAGGCGUGAACGCGGCGAUGGCGGCGUACCAGAGCGCGCUGCUGUCUGCUAUGGCGGCGCACACACAUUCCUUCCCUACCAAUCUAUCCGCGCCAACAGACCUGUCCCUGAAGAGCCCGGCGCCGGCGGCGGCGGCGGUGCACGCGGCGCCGGCGGGCGCGCUGGGCAGCAAGCCGCUGCUGGCGCACAAGCUGUCGGGCGCCGAGGUGGGCGCCGUGCGGCAGCUCAUCACCGGCUACCGCGAGUCCGCCGCCUUCCUGCUGCGCUCCGCCGACGAGCUCGAGGCGCUCCUCCUCAACCAACCCUAGGACGAAGCCAAAACCGACCUCGCCAAUAUAUUCGGUUUCAAAUUUGGAUAUUUCUGAACUGUGCUAGUACAAAUUGUGAUUAAAUUCGUCUCGCUGUAGACUUUCGGUGCGGUUUUGAACGCGUUAUUAUUGACGACGUCGUGUCAAUUUUUGGUCUAAGUGAUGAAAAAGAUAAUUUUAGUUCGCUUCCUCGGAAUGUGAUUACUGAUUUUACGGUCUCAUGAUUUUAAGAUGAUGAUAAGUAGAUUAGGUUUGUGACUUUUGUCAAAUGAAAACUGUGCUGUAUUUUCCGGUUCACUGUGUUGUUGGUAAAAAUGUAGCACUGAGUUGCUGGAGUAGUCCUGCUGAUAAAACAGGAAAAUAAGUUUCUUCAAACAUACUACUAGAAAUAAUUCAUUGCAAGUUGUUAUUUGUUACAGUAUUACGGUUUUUUUUUACAAUAAUAUUCACUGUAAUGCAUGUUUAUAUAUAUAAUUGACUAGCAAUUGACUAAAUAUUUUUAUCGUGACAAAAUUAAGAUGUCGGUAACCUUGCUAAGCAGUGUUAUACUUCAAAGGCUCUGGGUGCUCCUAAGACUUUAGCAAGGUUACUUACUCCUGACUUCUAUGAAGUUCUUGCGCAAAUUUUCAUACAAAAUUUUGGAAUUAUAUGUAUGUACUCUGUAUGAAAACUUGCUCAAACACAUCAUGCUGAUCAACCUUUAUUGUAAAGAGUUCACUGUCCUACAAAUUAAACUAUAGGUAAGCUCGUCGUACAAAGCUGCCAUAUUAUUGUAAAAACACACACUAAGUGUUGCCAUUUGAGAAAUUACUCGUUGGAAGAGUACAAAAUUAUUUUUGUGUAUAUUUAGGAUUAAGAAAAAAAUCAGGGAGAUUUUAGACAUAGGUUAAAAAUUCGAUAUCUUGCCUGGUGCGUGAAAGUACACUUUAGGUUUAAAGAGACAAAGUCGCUUCGUGCGUUAAGUUGGCUAGUAAUCGAACGUGUAGGCAGCUUUUGUCAGAAGUACUUAAUAAUGCAGACAGAGAGGCCUAGCCGAGGCCCAAGUAUUUUAUCAUUUCUAUUCUUCGGGUUUGAAACACUUCACUUACAUGGUAAACUAUAUUUAACAGAGUUUAAAUACUAGGUUUUAAAGUGGCAUUCUAGACUUAAGAAGCACGAAUUUAUUUGUUGUUUUGUAUUAUACGAUUAGUGGUCUAGUUGUAUUUAUAUGAGUAAUAUAUUCUUAUUUAUCAUUCGGUUUCGAAGCUUUUAAAUAUAGGUCGGGGUCGGAUUUUAGUAUCAAAAAUUCGAAAAAUGCAAUAUCAUGACAUGUCGCGUUGAAUUUCAGUUUCUAUUAGUGCUUAGCCCGAGUGGACGCUCGAGUUGGGCGAGCAGCGGGGCGGGGCGUGCGGCGUGCAUAUUAAACAAAUGCUAACAUAUAGGAGCGGCCUUAGUGCACGCUGCUCACAGCACUUGUGAGCCCGACGCCACGCUGCCCGCUCCGCCGAACGCUUCGCUUCGAGCGUCCACUCAGGCCUUACACUUACCAUCAUUGGCCACAGCAUAUUUGCAGACGGUAGUUGCAGCGUCUAAGGAGGUAUUUUGAGGAGUACUCUACAGCCAACAGCGACUGUGAUGGCUGUAUAAACCAAUGGUCGAUUCGAAUUUCUUGCCGCAUCAGAUGUCUUGACUCCUAUAACCACCAAUUUAAAAAUCGCCAAAAAAACCUAAAAACAUUCAUUACAAUUCAGUCUUGAAAAGUGAUUAAGUACACAUCAAUCGAUACCAGACCUAUCCAAUUUCUCAUAAUAAACACUAUAAAAAUUGUCUUUCUUCUAAUUUCCAAUAUGUAUAUUCGCGCGUGCUAAUAUAAGGCUGGUUUAGUUUUCUGACGAACAGGGUGCGUAGCCAACGGGCCAAUCGUUAACGCUCCGUAGUGAACGCAACUGUCACUGUCGCACUAAUAUGGAAGAGUGAUAGAGAGAGAUGACUACGCUACGGAGCGUUAAAGAUUGGCACCUUGGCUAAGCACCCAGUACUGUCGUUGAUCGUUACUAAAGGGGUGGCCAGAUGGUCUGCAACGAAGCUUCCGUCCAAGGUGCUCUCGAUGGUUUCCAAUUGUGCUAUUAUAACACAUUACACAAUAUCGUUGUGCUCUGACAAACCUUAAUAUGAUCUUGGACCGUGGGCUGUUUGUUGUUCACCGUCUGGCCAUUCCUUAUUUGUUUUAUACAACGCAGCCCCCACGCUCGUGGGGAACCCCCAUCAUGGUACAAAUGGAUAUAUUCCCGCACUCGCGGAAAUAUGAACCGCGCUUAUAAAUAUUCGCUUUGCUCAGUAUAUUGUUUAGUUUCAAUGUAAAUCUAUUUGUUACCAUAGAUUUUAUGGCCAAGUACUGUACGUAGGUUAAUGUUAGUUACUGCUUACGGUUUACAAGAUAAGAGUUUCAUUUUUCCUGAAAUAUUUUGAAAUUUCUAAAUACCUACAAAUUUAUCAGAUUUGUAAAAUAUCGGGUACCAAUUGUACUAAUAAAUACUUAGUAGGUACCACUUGUCCAAAAUGCCACAUUUUAAAAAAUCUGAAAUAAAAUAUUAAGGUUUGUUAUUUAUGUUAAUUUGUAAAUCUGCUACUGGAAAACGGUGAGAUAUCACUAACUGUAAAAAAUAAGCCGAUCAGAAAGUUUCUAGGUUUGGCCUAAUUUUUUAUUUAUUUAGUUUCCAAAACCUCGUACUUAACGUUGUUAUUGUAAGAUAUUUUGUUAUAAAACUUUAUGCCUUUAGUUGUCCGGCCAGUCUAAGUUCAUAAAUAAAUAACUUAUUGAGUUAUCUUUUAACAGGAUUAAUAAUAGAAUAAUUAAACACAUACACGCUUAUUACGUUGCAAGAUAAGUUUAUAGCUGGGAUACUUUUUAUCAGUGAGAAGUUUUAAAUCAGUGGGCAAACUCAGUUUCAUUUCUACUUGCAGUCGAUGGUGAUAAGACCUCAUGUUCCUAACUUCCUACGCCUUACGAUCCGCGUGGUCGGAAAUUAUCUCGUAGUAAUGACGCUUAUCAUACAAUGAUGUAUAUCAUACAAUGAUGUACAUAUAUCAUACAAUAAUGUAUAUCAUUGUAUGAUAAGCGUCCGUCUUUCACUUAGCUCAAAUGACUCGAUUGUUGAGUGAACCAAAUAAAGGAAUCUACUAGUUCAUCCUAGUAUACUAAACAUCCCUAUAAUGGAACAGGCACCAGUAAUGGAAUGGUAUAGGCUAAACAUUCAACUUUUAACGAAUAAAGUGGUAGAAAUUUUACGGGAGCCGAGAAAAUAUCUAAAUCCUCAAAAUUUUCUCUUAAAUGAGUGGUGCCAUUAACAUAAUGAGAUAAUAUGAUAAAAAAUCCCGAAGACAACACAUACAAAUCUGGACAGGUUCCCAGUUUCAGAGGCGUAUAUUUCACACUGAUCAAAUGUAUUGUGCAGCCCACAAGAUAACUGUAUAAAUAUGUUUAAAAUUUUGCCAUUUUUCUCAAUAGGAUUAAACGCUUUCAUGCCAUUUUAAAAUAGAAAUUGUAAAUUCACUUUUGAAUAUAAAAUUGCCAAAGAUUCGAAUUGAUUUGUAUUUACUUGAUUGUACCUAUGGAUAUGGAAUUGCUGAUUGGGUGUUAUCAUAAGUUAAGCUAAGUUGUUCGUAAGCUUGGUUUCGUUGAAUAUCAUUCCAAUAUUUUUCUAAAAUACAUAAUUUGGUGCGAGAAGGGAGCCGUAGUCAGUGUAAGUGGAGAAAUUGUAAAAAGUAUGUUUAGAGUAUUAUAAAAAAGUUGAUUACAAAUAAUAUGUGAAGUUGAUGUUGGGAACGAAAUCGAAAGUGGCGAUGAGUACGUUGAGAAAAUGAAUUUGUUAGACAUUAAUAUAUAUUAUUAUUAGAGAUGUAUAAAUGGUUUACUAUUAUUAUUGGUUCGAGAGAAAAUACAAAAUGGAGAAAAAUACAAAAUGGCGAUUGUUACUAAUUACGAAAUGAGAAUUUAGUUAUAAUUUUUGCAAUUUCAAAAUGUGAGUUUUACAAUUUUGAAGAGAAAAUAUUAAAUAUGCUCAUAUACAGAA